UAGGCCUUCCUUCCUAUGCAACUACUCAACUUGUGUUUCCUGCAGCAAAAAAAGGCAGGGCCGCCGCCUCCUCCUCCUCCUCCUCCUCCCCCCCUUCCACCAACCUGCAUUCUCAGAAGAUCCAUCCAAGAUGAAUCUCCUUCGCCCCCUCCACCACCCACUGUCUCAGGAUCAUCCAUCAAAAUCUCAUGCCCUCCUCCACCUCCACCUCCACCUCACCUCCCAACAAUCCAAAGUGUAUUCAUGAAUGCUUCCAUCUUGCAGCCGCCACCUACACCAUCCCCAUCAAAACACCAAGCAAUCCAAACAAAGGCUCCAGUCCCCCCCUCACCACCUCCACCUCCACCACCUCCACCUUCCACAAGAAGUUCAUUGGGUGCAUUUUAUUCUCCUCCACCCCCUGCCCCACCCUCACCUGUGCCUAUUACCCAGAGAAAUUCGCUAAGUGCUUCUCCUCCCCCACCCCCACCACCUCCCCCAUCACAUGGUGGGUCAUCUAAUGGUAUCCCUCUUCCUUCCCAAACUCAUUCCAAGGCUACCUCUGGUGGAUUAGGUUCUGCCAUACCAGCCCCCCCUCCACCUCCACUUAAGCCAAAUGUUGUUGGAUCAGCUCAUGGCCUUCCUCCUUUAAAGGCUUCUAUGAAGGGCUUUUUAGGAGUACAAUCUCCACCGUCGCCACCACCUCCUCCUCCUCUUAUGCUAGGAGGAGCUCCCUCUCCACCCCCACUCCCUGGGGUACGUGUAGGAGCUUCACCAGCCCCCUCUCCACCUCCACCCCCACCUCCACCUCCUCCCAGUGGAUGCAACAUUGCUCCUCCUAUCUCAUUAGGUCGGGGAGCUCCAAUGCCACCUCCUCCACCCCCUUUAGGUCGGGGAGCUCCAAUGCCAUCUCCUCCACCACCUAGGGGAUGUAGCAGUUCCCCACCUCCCCCUCCACCUGGAGGGCGUGGUGCUCCACCAACCCCACCUAGAGCUCCUGGAGUACCCCCCCCACCUCCUAUUAAUACUCCUUAUCCUCCAAGUGGUUCAAGAGGUCAACCCCCAACUUCCUUGGUUGGAGGUAGAGGCCGUGGGCUUGCACGUGCCACGGGAUCCAGUGCAUCUUCACUAGCCCCUCGUAGAUCAUCAUUGAAACCAUUGCAUUGGGUGAAAGUAACAAGAGCCGUUCAAGGAAGCUUAUGGGCGGAUAUACAAAAGUCUGAUGAUGCCCUAAGUGUUUCGGAAUUCGACGAGUUGGAACUGGAAAGUCUCUUCUCUGCUGUCAUCCCAAAGUCUGAUAGCUCAAAAUCUGAAGGGCGGAGGAAAUCUCUUGGGUCAAAAUCUGAUAAAGUCCACCUGAUUGAACUAAGACGGGCAAACAAUACUGAGAUCAUGCUGACAAAGGUUAAGAUACCGCUUCCUGAUCUGAUGAGUGCUGCAUUAGCCUUGGAUAAUUCUAUUCUUGAUGUUGAUCAAGUGGAAAACCUGAUCAAAUUUUGUCCAACCAAAGAAGAGAUGGAGCUUCUUAAGGGAUACACUGGUGACAAGGAAAAGCUUGGAAAAUGUGAGCAGUUUUUCCUGGAGCUUAUGAAGGUUCCUCGUGUAGAAUCCAAGUUAAGAGUAUUCUCUUUCAAGAUUCAAUUUUGUCAACAGGUUUCUGAUCUUCAAAAGAGUUUGAAUGCCAUAGAUUCUGCAUGUGAGCAGAUAAGGAAUUCUGUCAAGCUUAAAGAAAUCAUGAAGAAAAUCCUGUACCUUGGAAACAUGCUAAACCAAGGAACUGCAAGAGGUUCUGCUAUUGGCUUUCGUCUGGACAGCCUCUUGAAGCUGACAGAUACUCGUGCAACUAACAGCAAAAUGACACUGAUGCAUUAUUUGUGCAAGGUUCUUUCUUCAAGAUCACCUCAUCUUCUUGACUUCCAUGAUGGUCUUACCAGCUUAGAAGCUGCAUCAAAGAUACAAUUAAAAACCUUGGCUGAAGAAAUGCAAGCUAUUAUCAAAGGCUUGGAGAAGGUCGAGUUGGAGUUGGCUGCUUCUGAAAGCGAUGGCCCAGUAUCAGAAGUUUUUCGGAAGACUUUGAAGGAGUUCACUGCUGUUGCUGGAGCUGAUGUGCGAUCCUUAUCAUCACUUUAUAGUGCGGUGGGUAGAAAUGCUGAUGCUCUUGCCCUAUAUUUUGGUGAAGAUCCAGCACGUUGCCCUUUUGAGCAAGUUAUCUCAACUCUUAUGAACUUUGUCGUAAUGUUUCGGCGAGCUCACCAGGAGAACUGCAAACAAGCUGACCUUGAGAAAAAGAAAGCUCUGAAGGAUUCUGAAACAGAGAAGUCUAAAGCUCCAAAUCCUAGAAAUAAAAUGGGAUUGAGUCUAAGUGACCAGCUGCAGCUUUCACUGAAUAAGUCCAAAGCUUCAAGCCAGCAAGGAAAAGAUGUUCGAUGACAUUUAAACCUGCUCUGAUUCUUGGAGAGUAUGGCAUUUUGACAACAGCUACAGGCCCCCC
Molecule: messenger RNA, 2470 nt
Organism: Dendrobium catenatum
Lineage: Eukaryota; Viridiplantae; Streptophyta; Magnoliopsida; Asparagales; Orchidaceae
Product: formin-like protein 17
Exons: 15
Coding region: 16-2409 (797 amino acids)
Source: RefSeq, a predicted model, not a curated record